AUGGGGGGGAAGCUGUACAUCCAGGCCGAGCCCCCCACCAACAAGUCGCUGUCGAGCCUGGUGGUGCAGCUGCUGCAGUUCCAGGAGGAGGUGUUCGGCAAGCACGUCAGCAACGCGCCCCUCACCAAACUGCCGAUCAAAUGCUUCUUGGAUUUCAAGGCGGGGGGAGCCCUGUGCCCCAUCCUGGCAGCUGCCUAUAAAUUCAAGAGCGACCAAGGAUGGCGGCGUUUCGAUUUCCAGAAUCCCUCGCGGAUGGAUCGCAACGUGGAGAUGUUCAUGACCAUCGAGAAAUCCCUGGUGCAGCUCCAUGCUCAGCCCUGGCCCUGCUCCAUGUCCCCCACAGAGGAGUGGGUCCGGCCGGUCAUGAAGCGUGACAAGCAGGUCCUGCUGCACUGGGGCUACUACCCGGACAGUUAUGACACCUGGAUCCCUGCCAGCGAGAUUGAGGCUUCUGUGGAGGACGCCCCGACACCGGAGAAGCCCCGGAAGGUCCAUGCCAAGUGGAUCCUGGACACGGACACUUUCAACGAGUGGAUGAAUGAGGAGGACUAUGAGGUGACGGACGAGAAGAGCCCAGUCACCCGCAGGAAGAAGAUCUCGGCCAAGACGCUGACGGACGAGGUGAACAGCCCUGACUCGGACCGGCGGGACAAGAAGGGUGGCAACUACAAGAAGCGGAAGCGCUCGCCCUCCCCCUCGCCCACCCCAGAGGCCAAGAAGAAGAACGCGAAGAAGGGACCUUCUACCCCCUACAACAAAUCCAAGCGCGGGCACCGCGAGGAGGAGCAGGAGGAUCUGACCAAGGACAUGGAUGAGCCCUCGCCCGUCCCCAAUGUGGAGGAGGUCACCCUGCCCAAGACAGUCAACACCAAGAAGGACUCGGAAUCUGCGCCCGUCAAGGGGGGGACCAUGACAGACCUGGAUGAGCAGGAGGACGAGAGCAUGGAGACAGCUGGCAAGGAUGAGGAGGAGAACGGCACCGGGAGCAAGGGGGAGCAGGCCAAGAACCCCGACCUGCACGAGGACAACGUGACGGAGCAGACCCACCACAUCAUCAUCCCCAGCUACGCUGCCUGGUUCGACUACAACAGCGUCCACGCCAUCGAGCGCCGAGCCCUGCCCGAGUUCUUCAACGGCAAGAAUAAAUCCAAGACCCCCGAAAUAUACUUGGCCUACCGCAACUUCAUGAUCGACACGUACCGGCUGAACCCGCAGGAGUACCUGACCCCCACCCCCCCUUCCCGGCGCCUGCCGAUCGAGGAUCCCUACCUGGAGGACUCGGAGGCGUCGCUGGGGCCGCUUGCCUACCAGCCCAUCCCCUUCAGCCAGUCCGGGAACCCUGUCAUGAGCACCGUCGCCUUCCUGGCCUCCGUCGUCGACCCCCGCGUCGCCUCUGCCGCCGCCAAGUCGGCUCUGGAGGAGUUCUCCAAGAUGAAGGAGGAGGUGCCCACGGCCCUGGUGGAGGCCCACGUCCGCAAGGUGGAGGAGGCAGCCAAGGUGACGGGCAAGGCCGACCCGGCCUUCGGGCUGGAGAGCAGUGGCAUCGCCGGCACCACCUCGGACGAGCCCGAGCGCAUCGGUGAGGGGCACGGG
Messenger RNA from Chaetura pelagica (chimney swift), 1593 nucleotides. Its product is annotated as SWI/SNF complex subunit SMARCC2. The record is from RefSeq and is a predicted model, not a curated record. The transcript is spliced from 16 exons. The annotation marks the transcript as partial. Gene Ontology annotation, molecular function: protein binding. Lineage: Eukaryota; Metazoa; Chordata; Aves; Apodiformes; Apodidae.